CUGUGCAUCGACAUAACGUAGUAAGAGAGAUGAGCAUCUCAAUGGAUUGCUAUUGUUUGAGUCUCCUCGUGCCUCGCCUCUUCUCAGAGUGUGCCGUUCUGUUGUCCCUCGUAGUCCGGUGGCUGUUCCUGCCUUGCUGCUGCUGGUGGCCAGCUUCCUCACCUUCUGCCAAUGAAGUUGCAGGAGCAGAGGCCAGUGAUCGUCACUGCGUGGCAGCACAGGCCGUGAGAGACAGCCUUCACGUCUCAUCCUACGGCGCGCUCACCGGGGUGGCGGCGGAGGGGGUCACGACGUGCGCGGUGUGCCUGAGCGAGAUGCGGACACGGGACCGCGUUUGGGAGCUCAGGAACUGCGCGCACGUCUUCCACAAGGCGUGCCUCGACCGAUGGCUCGACCACGAUAAGCACCUGACGUGCCCGCUGUGCCGUGCGCCGCUGCUGAGUGAGCCGGCGUGUCUGCCGUCGGCCAGCGCCUCGGCGGCCUCGGAACCUAGCUGGGCCGUGGAGCGUCUCGUCUACCUGUUCGGCGAUGACUUUCUCUUUGCUCCUGCUUGCUAGAACGCCGUUCAUGGCUGCUAAUCAAGCUGGAGGCGAUAUAUAUAUAUAUA
Musa acuminata AAA Group (dessert banana) is the source of this 607-nucleotide messenger RNA. Its product is annotated as E3 ubiquitin-protein ligase Os03g0188200-like. Bases 30 to 557 code for a protein of 175 amino acids. Gene Ontology annotation, biological process: protein ubiquitination. The record is from RefSeq and is a predicted model, not a curated record. Lineage: Eukaryota; Viridiplantae; Streptophyta; Magnoliopsida; Zingiberales; Musaceae. Gene Ontology annotation, molecular function: ubiquitin protein ligase activity. The transcript has a single exon.